AUGGGUCUGUUUUUUUUUCCAUAUUUCAUAUCAAAACGUGGCGGACAAACGGAAAAAUCAGGGUUUUUUGCGUCGAAAACCUUUUUCUUAGACGCGUUUUAUUUUAUCAUUUUCAGUUCUUACUCGGACUGGAAGGUCAACUCGCAGAGCAUCAACAGAUAAAAUGGAGGUUCUACACUCAAAAAUCUUACUUAAUUCUCUCUAAAAUUUUAGAACAUCAUUGAAAAUGAUGAGGGAGCUUCCGAUACUGUAUCAGACAGCGAUGACGAUAUGCCAGAAGAAGUUCCAUCGAAGAAAAACGAUGUCCAUUUAAGUUCAAAGCCAGAGAUUCCCCUAGUUAAAACUGAAGAACCUACCCAAAGUAUUUAUGAACAGGCUAGUUUGAUUAAGCUUUUUUCAUGCUCAUUAAGUUAAUUUUUCAGGUGAAGUUGAAAAGACAAGCCGAGGAAGCCCGUGCUGAAGGCAAGAGAGCUAAGGAGAAGUCUCGAAGGAAAGCUAAACGAAUCGCCAAAGGAGUUUUUCAAUUGAGACAAAAGUUUGUAGUCCAUUAAAUUUUCAAAACUAUUACUUCGUAUUCCAGCAAAGCCGAAUUUCAAGUGGUGACCUUGAAAGAAGGUAUUCAACAUUCUCUCGAGCCUGUAAAUAAUUUCCGCGAGGAUCUUCUAAGAAACAGAACCGCCAACUCUCGUGUUAAAAGUGAUAAUAUCUUUCUUUCAUUUUGGAACAAAAAAAUUUUUUAUAGACGUCUCAUCGCAACUUCACAGAGCUAAAUGGGCGUCGAUGAGAAACUGA
This is a messenger RNA of Caenorhabditis auriculariae, 792 nucleotides long. The record is from the annotation of a GenBank genome assembly. Lineage: Eukaryota; Metazoa; Nematoda; Chromadorea; Rhabditida; Rhabditidae.